Molecule: messenger RNA, 1293 nt
Organism: Porites evermanni
Lineage: Eukaryota; Metazoa; Cnidaria; Anthozoa; Scleractinia; Poritidae
Source: the annotation of a GenBank genome assembly
AUGAAACUGGUUAUUAUUGUACCGCUUUUCGUUGCGCUCUUAUGUGUCACUGCAGGUAUGUGUAAGUCAGUCGUAAAAAUCAAUUCGGUGUUCAAAUCUCGAUGCCGCUUCUCUAAAAUUUUACCCGGAGCCUGGAUUGUUUAGACUGGUCUCUCUUGCUUUCUUGGUUAUAUUUUGAAACACGCAAAGCUCACUCCAAGCAAAAGAGAAAUGACCAAGUUUUCAAAGAGUAAAACUGAGUACUUCAAGUCAAGAUCAGGGUAGAAAAUUCAUUAAAUCUGGCUUUCAAACUCAACGAUAUAACCAAAAAAAUUGCCACAAUUGAAAGGUGUAGGCCGGGUCGCUUUACGUCUCCUUAGUAAAGGCAGAAUCUUAUGCCUCAGAAGCCCGACUACGUGCAAACAAUCUGAGUGAUUCAAAUGACAACAGUACGUAUAGGUCGGGACAAUACGUACACUGGUUUAUAUGUCUACGCUUUUGAUUUUACGAAAUUUAACAAAAGAUACUUGCAACGCGGAUGACACACAACAAAAUCACGCGCUCACUGGGAUGGGUGUAGUCAGCCUUCCUUGAAAUAACGGGUUGGAAGUACAUUUGUAACUCUUGCACUGAAAAGGGUAAUUUAUCGACACAUUAGAAGAAAAUUUUUUCUCACGAGUUUUUUUUAAAUUGUGGGUCUAAUUUCUUUUUCAGCUCGGUCAGAUAAUAAACACAAGAGAAGUGCCACUGAUAUCGCUUUUCGAAUAACUGGUAAGGAACUGACCAAUUUUCUUCAUUUUCCGGUAUUUUAUUUUUGUAUUUUCAGAUCACAAUUUUGUACUUUGUAGUACAGUAACAGGCUAUAACCAAUUCCAUUUUUUCAUCACCAAUUAUAUAGGUCCCUGUCCCAGUGGUUGGACGCAUUUCAAAAGCUACUGUUACUUUGUGAGUAGCGCAGUCAAAAGUUGGCAAGCUGCUCGAACGUACUGCAAAAGCAAAGGCGGAGAUCUUGUGAAGAUCAACAGCGAUGAAGAAAACGAGUUUGUUCUGAACUUGGUUUAUAAACACGCCCCGUCGAUGAAACAGGUUUGGAUCGGACUGAAGUGGGACGCGCUGAUAAGCAAGUUUAUCUGGGCUGACAACGCGCUUCCAAAAUACACCAACUGGAACCGUGGUGAACCGAACGGAAAAGCAUCAGAACCAUGCAGCAACAUGUGGACUGGAAAGGACCAUGGAGCGAAUGGUUAUUGGAAUGACCUCGCCUGCUUGAAUCGUGCGUACCCCUGUGGUCUUGUCUGCAAGAGGCUACCCUAG